GGAAAUUGUGUGAUUGACAGACGAGCUUGCCCAGCCCGUUAUAUUUCUCAACUUGUACGAAGACGCGUUUUUGGUGCGAAGCCGCUGUGAAACUGCGUUCUGAAAUCAAGAGAAAUAACCUGCUACAAUGGCGCAUGGUCGAGGAGUAAACCAGGAGCUAUCUCACGUUCUAAAUGAGUUGUGGAAGCUGGAUGUCAACCGUUUGAAGCCCGGGGCAGACUAUGUCAUAUCUCUGCAGGGCAGGGCGGGGUAUGUGAGCCGCGGGAGUAACAGCGCCACGGACCACGCACACGCCUCGCUCUUCUCUUACGUCGACGAGCAGAAGCUGAAGAGCAUCGAGACCUAUGCACGUUUCAUCAACCUGCUGGAUAACUACGAGAUGUCCACGGGCACAGCUGAGACGGUCACCGCGCAGGAGGAGGAAGAGAAUCGCCUCUUCCUGGACGCCAUCAUGAAGACCGAGGUCAUGAAGCACGCUCACCAAUACCUGGUCCGCAAAGGCCAGUCCCCGCCGGACAGCCAGCAGUUCAAGAGGCAGCUGUACGACAUCUGGUUCCGUCUCUACCACCGCAACAGGCACUGCGGGGCGGACUCCUGCGGCUUCGAGCACGUGUUCGUCGGAGAGACCCGGCACGGCAGGGAGAUCAUGGGCUUCCACAACUGGGUGCAGUUCUACCUGCAGGAGAAGUGCCGCCACGUGGACUACAAGGGCUACAAAGCCCGGGACCGGAAGAGCACGCCGGACGAGGACGACCACGUGUUGAACCUGCAGUUCAGCUGGAAGGGUCUGCUGAAGCCGGUGGGCAGCUCCUUCAUCGGCGUGAGCCCCGAGUUCGAGGUGGCCCUCUUCACCAUCGUCUUCCUCUCCUCCGCCGAGCCGGAGAUCCACACCUUGGUCCAGCUGGACGAGUACCACCUGGAGGUGGUGGUGUACCGCUUCGGGGCCUCCAUCGGGACCUCCUACCCCAAACUCCUGACCAGCAACAACUGUCCCCUGUAGGGCGGCGCGCCGCCGGCCGCUCGCUGAUCCGGGAUCAGCUGUAGCCGCGAGCGCAGGGCGGCCGGGGUUAGGGUCCGGGCCCCGCGGCUGAUCCCAGAUCAGUUCUCGGAGGCCUGACAGUAGGCUUUGUUAUCGUUUUAGUGCCUUAGUGUUAGCACAUACAUGAGCCCAUGUUAUGGCUGUGAAAAUGUGCCCCGUUUUGGCAUCAGGUCCGCUUGCUUUCAGUAUUUUGCUUACUCUUGUUUUUUUGCAAUACUUACACGACAAUUCAAGACAUUUCGGACUAUAACUGUUAUAAUUGCCUGACGCAUUUCAACAUUUCUCCUCUUUUUUUCCGUUUAAUGUGAAUUAAUUUCUCGAGAAACAUUUUUUCAAUUACAAAUGUAUUGGGAUGAUCAGUCGCUCUGUGUUAUGUUGGGAGGUUCGGAAUCUCUUGGCUGCCACCAGAAGUUGCUUAACGGGGACUGACGCAAGUGAAUUAUACUGCAAAAUGUGAAGGAAUGUUUAAAAUAUAACAAUUACAUUUAUUGAUAAAAUACAUAUACACACACCAAAGUCAUUGCUCUGUUUAUCAGCUAAUGUAAUAAAUCUUACCACUGCAAACCUUU
Molecule: messenger RNA, 1608 nt
Organism: Conger conger (European conger)
Lineage: Eukaryota; Metazoa; Chordata; Actinopteri; Anguilliformes; Congridae
Product: uridylate-specific endoribonuclease C-like
Exons: 7
Coding region: 128-1000 (290 amino acids)
Molecular function (GO): RNA endonuclease activity
Source: RefSeq, a predicted model, not a curated record